Drosophila ficusphila is the source of this 971-nucleotide messenger RNA. RefSeq lists its product as uncharacterized. Lineage: Eukaryota; Metazoa; Arthropoda; Insecta; Diptera; Drosophilidae. The transcript is spliced from 2 exons. The record is from RefSeq and is a predicted model, not a curated record. The coding region runs from base 104 to 883 and encodes 259 amino acids.
AUGAUACCUUCCCCCGCGAUAACAACAGCCUCGCCGUCAAAAAAAUGCGAAGCCUAGGAGAUAGUACAUUUUCGUCAUCCAUUGAAGGUUGUAACUGUAAACAAUGGACGUUAAAUGCGAGGACAGGAAGUGGAAUGCAGCAAACACCCGCAUGUUGCUUUCCCUUUACAAAGAGCGCCAGGCCGAUUUUCGGGAUCCGAAUAAAAAGAUCAAAAACGUCUGGGGGGAAUUAGUGGUGGCCUUGGAACAUCUUGGAAUAACAGAUAUCGACGCCGUUCAGCUGGACCGAAAAUUUAGGAACUUGAAAAAAACCUACUACUGCAUAAGGGACAAGCAUCUGGCGAAAGGACCUGAUUUCCAUCCCAACUGGCAGUUCUACGACGAAAUGACGGAGAUUCUGAAGGAUGACCCCAUAACGUCGCAGAUCCUGACCAUGGACCACUACUCCGCGAUGAGCACGUUCCUGAGCGACGACUAUCCAUCGAAUGAGGCGGUAGAAGAUGUGCAACACGGCAUUAUGGUAUCCAUCGGCUCUGUGCAGACAGUCCUAACCCCGCGGGUUCGUCGCAAUCGCAAACGAAAGUCGGAGGAAGCCAGCCAGGUUGGAAUGCAGGAAACUCGGAAAGGCUACAAGGAACGGGCAAAACCGGCGAGGGAAGUAGACCACAUCCCGGUCUUCAAUGCGGCAGAGCCCCAAAUCAUCGAUCUGGCGACCAAUGAUAAGGAUGAGCUAUCAAUAGGCAGCACCGAGGAAGCCUUGAAGCAUGUGAGAGCACUGCUGGAGUACGCCAUGCUCAAGGACAACUUCCGGGCCAUCGGUCUCCUAACGCAAGCAGAGCAAGCCAUCCAGUUUCCGCCCAAAAGCGACGAUUUCGAAAUAUAACAAACAUAGUGAAAACAUCAUAAACAUAGCUAGUAUACUAAAAAAAAAAUGUAAUUAUUUCAAAGGAUAAAAAUAUUAUUUAACAAGA